Messenger RNA from Aspergillus chevalieri, 1065 nucleotides. RefSeq names its product ribosome biogenesis protein BRX1 (gene BRX1). Gene Ontology annotation, molecular function: rRNA binding. Bases 1 to 1065 code for a protein of 354 amino acids. The transcript is spliced from 2 exons. NCBI's taxonomy places the organism in Eukaryota, Fungi, Ascomycota, Eurotiomycetes, Eurotiales, Aspergillaceae. Gene Ontology annotation, biological process: rRNA processing; ribosomal large subunit assembly. The record is from RefSeq and is a predicted model, not a curated record. Gene Ontology annotation, cellular component: nucleolus.
AUGGCAGCCGUUUAUAAAACAGUAUCCAAGAAAAACGCGCGGCGCGCCGAGGCCGAGGAGGACUCGGAGGAUCUCGAAAUGGAGGACUUCAUCGAUGAUGCCGACGACACUAGCAGCGAGGAAGAAGAUGAGGAUGAGGAUGAGGAUGAGCAGGAAGAUGGACAGACUUUGAGCUCUGCGCAAAAGCAGCUGGCUUCUGGAAUGAUGCCCAAGACUCGGGUUUUGAUGUUGACUUCGCGGGGUGUUACAUAUCGUCACCGACAUCUUCUGGCAGACCUCGCCGGCCUCCUCCCCCAUACCUACAAAGAAACCAAGCUCGACUCCAAAAAGAAACAAGCCGGAUACAACCUCCUUCUGAACUCCCUCGCAGAUCUCCAUUCCUGCAAUGUUAUCUUCUUCCUGGAAGCCCGCAAGCGCGGUCAAGACCUUUACCUCUGGCUCUCGCGCCCCCCGAACGGUCCUACGAUCCGCUUCCACGUGAACAACUUGCACACCAUGGGUGAGCUGAACGCGGGCUUCAGCGGGAACUGCCUCAAGGGUGGUCGCGGAAUUGUCGUGUUCGACCGCUCGUUCGAUGAGCAGGGACCUGUUAUGCACGGCCAGCCAGGGACGGAGUACCGUUCGCUGAUCCGGGAGAUGCUCCGUGGUGUGUUCUGUGUGCCGAAGCGGGGUGUCAAAGGCAUGAAGCCGUUUGUUGACCGGAUUAUCGGUAUUUUCGGUGUUGAUGGGAAGAUCUGGAUCCGGGUGUAUGAAGUCCGUGAGGCGGAGGGUGACAACAGGAACAAGGAGGGCCCCGAAGUUUCGCUUGUUGAAAUUGGUCCUCGUUUCGUUCUUACCCCGAUUGUUAUUCUCGAGGGUAGCUUCGGUGGUCCGGUUAUUUACGAGAACAAGGAGUACGUCAGCCCCAACCAGGUGCGUCGCGAGGUCCGUAUGAGCAAGGCUUCUCGGUACGGUCAGCGUCGCGAUACCACGACGGAGCGGGUGACCAAGCGGACGACCUUGGGAUUGAACGAGGAGGCGGGCGUCAAGCCAAGUGCGUUGGAUACCAAGAAGAUUUUCUCAUAA